CUAUUACUGUGCUGUCGUUAGUCUUCCCGUCAGACCAAAGGAAGUUUGAAGUUUCGACUAAACUUGCGCUUCAGUUUCAGUUUGCUCUUUGGCAAAACAUCUUGGAUUGAGCUCCAAAACACUGACUUCAGAACAACACAUUCACUCUCGUAACCUCCCGAAUCUGGAAUAAAGAAUCCUCUGAACCAAUUCUCUGGCCGGAAUCAUUUUCUCCAUAGUUAUCAAGCCCAACCAGUGUUGUCCCGAGGUCCUCAUCCUCACAGAUACCUUUGGUCCACUGAACUUUCCAGUGAUUACAGAUGUUGGUGCCACAACUGCUCUUGGAGACUCUGGAGGACCUGAGUGGUGAUGAUUUCAAUAAAUUUAAGUGGUAUCUUGGUCAGAAGAUCUUGCAAGGCUGUGAAAAAAUUCCCAGGUGUGAUCUGGAGAACCCACACCGGCACCACACUGUUAGUAGGAUGGUGGAAACCUACGGUGAAGAAAAGGCUGUGAACAUGACAGUUGAAAUCCUGAGGCUAAUGAAACACAACAACGCUGCCGAGGAGUUACAGAAAAAAUACAGAGAUGGAGCAGCAGCUCAGGAAAACGUUUCUCGUCCAUCUGCAACCUCCUCAUCUGCUUCAGGUCUUCCAACUGGUCAGAAAGUCUCUGCUGAUGGUGCAGCUGGUGCCCACUUCAGAGAACCUUAUAGACAAGCUCCCGCUCCAAGGGCCCCAAAUGAUUUUCCCUUUUUUUCCCCGGGUGAACUUGGUGGGGAUUUAAGCAGUGGUAUUGACGAUUAUAUCAAAAAUGUUCUGAGGGGUAAUCUUGGCAGGAAUGUCCGUGCUGAUAAUCGCGGUAAUGUCACAGGUAAUCAUGGCGGGAAUGCCGGUGGUGAUAUUCACGGUAUUGUUACACGUCUUCUUGAAGGAGAUGUUGGCAGGAAGUUUGGCAGGAAUGUUCUCACUCAUGUUAAUGGUAAUCUUGAGAGUAACUUUUCCGGUAUUGUCAAUGGUAGUGUCAAUGGGAAUGUUGGCAGUAAUUUUUCUGGUUUUAUCAGAGGUGAAGUUUGUGGUAAUCUGGGCAAUAAUUUUUCCGGUGUCAUUGAAGGUGAUGUAUGUGGUAGCAUUGGCAGUAAUUUUUCCGGUGUUAUCACAGGUAAUGUCGAAGGAAAUGUUGGAAGUAAUUUUAAUGGUAUUCUCAUGGGCAAUGUUGGUGGUAGUAUGGGCAGUAAUUUUCACAGAGUUACCGAGGUUAAUAUUGGUGAUUAUAUUCGCAAAAUUGUCAUGAGAAGUUGGUAAUAAUGGAGUUUAACUCAAUUACUACUAUGACUAAGUAGAAGACAGGAGCAGGAUCAGUCUGCAACAACUGAAAGACAAAAAAAUUAAAUAUGUGUGUUUUUUUCCCACUCAGUUUGCGAAGAUCGUUUCUCGAUUUAUGUAGUUUCUGUUUCUGUUGUUGUUUUUAUACAUUGAACUCUCUGGGGCCACCAUAUAAUGUUUUUGUUUUUCAUGUAAAGCAGUUUAUACAUAUUUUUUAAAGGUCUAUAAGUUGGGACACUGAACAUUAUGAAAACAGAAUGCAAUAAUUUGUUAGUUAUUUGUAACACACAUUCAAUUCAGUAUAGCUGAAAGACCAAAUUUUAAUGUUCAACUGAGGGAAAUCUUUUUUGUAAAUAUUUCAACUUUACAAUCAUUCUGAAUUAGAUGCAUUCUGGUUUUAUCUUCAUUUUACACAGUAUUCUUCAUAGUUCCACAGUUUCAUACGUACGUUGAUAUGAGCUGUUAUCAGCACAAACACUGAGAACAACCGUUAAAAUAUGGUUGAAAGCUCUGGUAAAAAAGCCAGUAAGUGGAUGUUGAAUUGAGAUCUUUUGGCAGGAAAUUUUUUUCGUCUCUGGAUGUAUCCAGCCAGGCAGAUGUUAUGUUUACAUUUUAUAUUAAUGUUUCCAUUCAUUCAGUUUUUUAGUUUCAAUGUAUUAUACUACUUUCUAGGACAGAUUUGAUUUCACUGUUGUUUUGAAUUGUUUAUUCCCAUGUAAAGUAAAAUGUAACUUUGUUUUGAAAGGUGUAAAUAAAGUUUAUUUUUUAGUUUUAUAAAGUUGUUAGACCAUCUCUAUUAAAGGGUCAGUUCACCCAAAUUAUUUAACUUAUUUUAUGAGAGUGCAGCUUACUUUUG
This is a messenger RNA of Centropristis striata (black sea bass), 2157 nucleotides long. Its product is annotated as circumsporozoite protein-like. The coding region runs from base 300 to 1280 and encodes 326 amino acids. Lineage: Eukaryota; Metazoa; Chordata; Actinopteri; Perciformes; Serranidae. The transcript is spliced from 4 exons. The record is from RefSeq and is a predicted model, not a curated record.